Aspergillus japonicus CBS 114.51 is the source of this 1600-nucleotide messenger RNA. Its product is annotated as MFS monocarboxylate transporter. The transcript is spliced from 2 exons. Gene Ontology annotation, biological process: transmembrane transport. The record is from RefSeq and is a predicted model, not a curated record. Gene Ontology annotation, molecular function: transmembrane transporter activity. Gene Ontology annotation, cellular component: fungal-type vacuole membrane. Lineage: Eukaryota; Fungi; Ascomycota; Eurotiomycetes; Eurotiales; Aspergillaceae. Bases 42 to 1376 code for a protein of 444 amino acids.
ACCCGCAUGCUUCCCUACCAGACAGACAGCACUUUGACGCCAUGUCUCAGUCCCUGAGCACAAGCCCGGAUGACAAGCCCUCCUCUCCAUCCGCUGUUCUGAUGGCCGAUUCUGAAGCCUCGGAGACGGAGAAGCAGGCGCCCGCCAAACCGGCCGACACGGCUCCCCCGCCGCCGCCCGAUGGUGGCCUGACCGCGUGGCUGCAAGUUGUCGCGGCGUUUUUUCUGUUCUUCAACUCUUGGGGUCUGCUCAACGCCUAUGGAGUCUUCCAGAGCUACUACCAAUCGGACUUGAUCCCCGGCUACUCCUCGUCGGCCAUCACCUGGAUCGGCACCGUGCAAGGUUUUACCUUGUUGCUGGUCGGGGUGAUUGUGGGGCCCAUCUUUGACAAAGGGUAUCUGCGUAGCAUCGUCGCCGUCGGGACCUUCAUGGUGGUGUUCGGGAUGAUGAUGACCUCACUCUCGACCAAGUACUACCAGCUCUUCCUGGCGCACGGGGUCACGGUCGGCAUCGGCUGCGCCUUUCUCUUCCUGCCCAGCAUCGCCAUUGUGGCCACCUACUUCACCUCGCGCCGCGCCGUGGCCACGGGGAUCACAGCGUCCGGCGGCAGCAUUGGCGCGGUGAUCUACCCGAUCAUGUUCCACAAACUAAUCGGCCCGGUGGGGUUCGGGUGGACGACGCGCAUCAUCGGGUUCGUCGCGCUAGCCGGGCUGGCGAUCUCGUUGGCAGUGCUUAAGCGGCGCCUGCCGCCGCCGGCGCAGAGCCGAGCCCUGCUCGACGUCGCGGCGCUCAAGGAGCCGCCGUUCCUCGUGUUUGCGUUUGGCCUGUUCUUUAGCUUUGUGGGGCUCUACUUCCCCUUUUUCUACCUGCAGAGCUUUUUCACCUUCUACCUGCACAAUGACAGCAGCCUGGCUUUCUAUAUCUUCGCCGUGCUCAACGCCGCCUCCGUGCUGGGCCGCAUCACCCCGGGUCUCCUGGCGGACCGCAUCGGGGGGCUGAACACCCUGGUGCCCAUCAGCCUGCUGGCCAGCAUCUUGGGCUUUGUGUGGAUCGCCAUCCGGAACGAGGGCGGCACCAUCGUCUUCACCGUACUGUAUGGCUACGCCUCCGGGGCGAUCGUCUCCCUGCCGCCCUCGAUCCUGACGCGCAUGUCGCCGACGCUGGGCGUGGUGGGCACGCGCCUGGGCAUGAUCUUCAUGUUCGCCGGCUGCGGGUUUCUGAUCGGCACCCCGAUCGCCUCGCUGCUGCUGAACCUGGAGCAAGGGUCCUUCUGGAAGGCUCAGCUUUUCAGUGCUAUGUUUGUCGCCGCCGGAACCAUCUGCUUCGCUAUCGUGCGGCUGAUGCUGUGGCGGCAGGGCGGGGGCUGGAAGAUUUGAUCAGGGUGUAGAUGUACUUCAUGUACCAUCCUGAUGAGCGAUAUGCUGGGAGUAGUUCUGCAUCUGCUACAUCUGUAUCGAUUGGCUGUGGGGGAUGAGCCAUUCCGCUCUAUAGAGACGAAACUCCAUGGAGCCGGGAGGAGCCGGUAGAGCUCCUGACACAUGAAAGCAAACAAGGCAGCUACCUGUAGUCAAGAUGUUUUGGAAAAGAAGCUCUGUAUUCA